AUCCCCUCCGUUAACCGCAACGUCCAUCUGUAGCGUCUGAAAUUCGCGUUCAAGUUGGUCUGAUCCACUCGGAGACUGCUCUUACAACAAUGCGUAUUCAGUAACUCGGGAUAUACAAAGUUACUAUGGAAGAUCCACAAUCUACGCUUAAAGAAGCGAAAGGUCUACACCAAAUCUUGAAGGAGUCGCUGAAAAAGAAGGAACCAUUCGAUAAGGAAACGGAUUUCCAACGGAAGAAUCUGCGACGCUGUUAUCUCAAUCUUCUCCUCCUUCAUCCCUAUGAACCAGAAUCUCAAGAUGCAGAGAACCAUCUUUGGAUGCAGACUUCCUAUGCUAUCAUAUCCGUCUACAAGCAGCGUAUCGCUACCCUUGAUCGCAUAUUGCAGAGCCAACCCCAGCAGCACCACCAACACGGUCACGGACCCGUAGAAUACCGAAAGCUCGUCCAACGUUUCCGCCAGUUCCUCGCCGAGGAGGAAAAGUUUUGGUCACAACUAGUUACUAGGUACCAGCGAUCCUUUGGACUCGAUGAAGCCAAAUCGGCGCUUGUCACUUUGGAGAUCAUUCCUGCUACCGGAACCCCCGAUAACGACGCUACACCCCCCAACGGCCGCAACCAUUUCCAGUUUCCUCGGAUGGAAUCAACCGAAUCUGUCAUACCCACGACACCUGAGGAACGCGAGGACCGUCUGUCUAUCCUCAGCAAAGCGCUUGUUUGCUUGGGUGAUAUCGCUAGGUACCGUGAGCAGUAUAACGAGGGCGGAGGGAGAAGUAAAAUCGGCCAUGACGACUUCCCUAGGCGAGGACGGAACAGGAGAGGGGGUGCCCCAGGUGGAGAGUCUCUUCCUAGGCCCAGGAAUUAUUCGAAAGCGCGACUUUGCUAUGAGCAGGCGCGUCUUCUAGUUCCUCAUGACGGCAACCCUUCGCAUCAGCUAGCCAUCCUCGCCUCUUAUCAGAAAGACUCUUUUGAGUCUUUGGCACAUUAUUAUCGCGCUCUCUGCGUCCGUCAACCCUACGACACUGCGGCUGAGAAUAUGGGCACCGUGUUGACUAAAGCGCUGGAACAAUGGAAGGUCCGCUCUAAGAAGGAGAAAGACACUGGUCCUUCUGUCGAUCCGUCUCAAGUUCCCAAGAUCAUAGUUGUGACAGCAUUUAAAGAGAAGAUUGUAAUCCUGCACGCUCUGUGGCGUCUCGGUUUGCAAAAGAUGGACUCGUUGACAAGGAAGCAAUCUAAGGAGAUCUACACUGAGCUAAUCGACCUUGUUUCCGGACGACACUUACCUGAAGACUUCAUUAUCAGAAUCUUCGUGACCGCCCAUGGUGCUUUGUGGAAGCAUCGAAUGUUCCGUGAUUCACCGGCCUCGGUAGCAACCCGUAAGGCAGCAGACUCGUCGCCCUCAUCUACAUUAUCCCCUACUGUCAUUGAAGCUCGGAUCCUCUGUCAUGUUCUCCUCCUCCACCGAGCCUUACUUGAGGUUGGAAUAGAGGAGCUGAAAGUGCCUCUAGACGAUGUUGAGCAAACUGAUCUCGCCCAACGGAUAACCGCCACUUUCCGUCGUACUCUUAAAGCAUUGAGAGUGGCGAGCAAAUGGCUACGCGCCAACUAUGCUUACGUCCUUGAGAAAGGAAAAGAAUUUCGCGACGACGCCAGCGAGAUCGCAGAGUUCUGGUCCGUCUUCGCCAAAUUUAUUAGCGCGCUCUCACAUGUGUUCCCUGUGGAUCGCUUACCGGAGUUGAAGUUUGGCUUGGAAGAAGAUGUUGAACUACAGGGAUUUUUGCCUUUGAAGAUGGCCGUUAUCAAGCGCCACACAGAGGGGGAAGAGCAAGGGCAUCCUAAUAUCGAGCAGUUGAUGAGAAUCAGUGACCUUCUCAUGGAUGCACAGUUCUUCGCAGAUGAAGAAUGCUCACCUCUGCACACUGCGGGCAUCUUGAGUUCGAAGACUUCUAUUCCUGCUUCUCUGUCAACAGGCAGUACUGUUGCAUUGGUAGACCACUUUGUGCCUUACCUCUCUGAGAGAAAGGAGGACGAAGUCAUGACCGAGGCCACUAGUGAUACAAAUGACGAUAUUAUUCACGCCGCGUUUGAACACUUGAAUGCUCAGGAACAGGAUGAAGAGGACGAAAAUGAAGAAAUGGUGCUUUAUCCCAGGCCGACACCACCUACUAUAUCUCCGGUCUCGCGUCCUACUCCCAUCACGCCUAUCAAGCCAUUGAGUCCAAUAGCUCCGCCGGCCACCUCGCCUCUGAAGAAUAGAUCACCUCUCAUCACACCCAAGACAGCUCACCCGCCCAUAACUGCACAAGAUCUGCUCCACACCUUCAUGAGUGUGCCUCGCACUGCUUCUCGUAGUAUCUCUGAAUCAAGGCCGCCUCUUCUGUUUGGUCCGGAACCUAAUCAGCCGCGAUCCAUCUGGUCAGCCGUUCAGGAUGAACCGUCUCUCCAGCCCCCAGGCCAUAAAAACCAAAGUCCUCUCAUUUCUCAUUCACAGCUAUAUGAAACGCCACCGUCUGCGCCGCAAGCGACUUGGCCCCCGCCAUUGUCAUCUUCGACACAGGUUCCACAAACAUACAUUCCUGGAUCCAUUCCAUCGGCUUCUUUCCCUUCACAGUCACAGUCCUCUUCUUUGAACCACCACCAACGGAAUUUAUCAGCCAAUGUAGGCAAUUUGCGCGCUCCGGGUCUCAGUCCUAACAUGUCCCAGCACUACGUGAGUGGGUACCCGCCACCCAUCGAGCAGCCAACUUUUGUCGGCGGAACUCAUGAGCUCUAUCCGCCCACCGCGACGGCGAUGGAUGCCGAUGUCGCUGCCUUGUAUUACCCAGCGAGUCCCACCCACCCAAUACACUCGCGACACAUGUCUCUAGACCCCAGGCAGGCAUACAUGACUCCCUCAGUAUGGGGACCAGCGGGAUAAGAUGUUACGAUAACAAUUCGCGUUUUUUUCCUUUCUAAGUAGAGAGAGAGCCUUGCUGCAGGAUUGGUCAGUUUUCCAACACCUAUAGCCAGCGCUGUAGGCCAAGAUGGUCGGCACUUUUUUUACACGGCCGGAAAUUUCCCUAACGUUGGCUAUGCUUUCGUCCAGCACCCACCGUGCACGAUGGUAGAUUAUGCACACUCUGUUAUGCGUUGCUUUUUUUCGUCGUCGGUAUGUUAUGUGUACUGCCGGUGUACCAACAUGUUAUUCUCUGUUUUCUAAGUAUGAGUUUUUUUAAAAGAAUCUUUGAAUGAAUGACAAGUGGAUUUGUUUCGUCUGGCAGCCUUCGAGCAGCU
This is a messenger RNA of Desarmillaria tabescens, 3271 nucleotides long. RefSeq lists its product as uncharacterized. The record is from RefSeq and is a predicted model, not a curated record. Lineage: Eukaryota; Fungi; Basidiomycota; Agaricomycetes; Agaricales; Physalacriaceae. Bases 126 to 2915 code for a protein of 929 amino acids. The transcript is spliced from 6 exons. Gene Ontology annotation, molecular function: protein binding.